Messenger RNA from Megalops cyprinoides (Indo-Pacific tarpon), 1864 nucleotides. RefSeq names its product chemokine (C motif) receptor 1a, duplicate 1 (gene xcr1a.1). Gene Ontology annotation, cellular component: membrane. NCBI's taxonomy places the organism in Eukaryota, Metazoa, Chordata, Actinopteri, Elopiformes, Megalopidae. The record is from RefSeq and is a predicted model, not a curated record. The coding region runs from base 25 to 1095 and encodes 356 amino acids. The transcript has 2 exons. Gene Ontology annotation, biological process: G protein-coupled receptor signaling pathway; chemotaxis; immune response. Gene Ontology annotation, molecular function: chemokine receptor activity.
AGAAACACCAGCUCAAAACCAUUUAUGCCCAUCACAUCCAAGCAGAAGGACCAACCUUCAGGAGAAACUUCACACAAAGACAUGGGAGAAGAAUCUACCACUCAAUAUUAUGAUAUGGAUUAUGGUGAUGAAAUGUGUAAUAAGAGUGGUGUGAUCAAGUUUGGAUCCAUUGCAACCCCCAUAUUCUUCUCCGUGGUGAUUGCACUGAGCCUCGUGGGAAACAUUUUGGUUCUGGCAAUCUUAGCGUUGUAUGAAAACCUGCGAUCGCUCACAAACACUUUCAUCCUGAACCUGGCCUUGUCAGAUUUGGUCUUCACCUUCGGGCUGCCGUUUUGGGCCUUUUAUCACAUGUGGGGCUGGACGCUCGGAGAACAUGCCUGCAAGGCUGUGAAUUUCAUCUUUUUUACCGGCUUCUACAGCAGCAUUGUCUUCCUGACCAUGAUGACCAUCCAUCGCUAUCUGGCCGUGGUGCAUCCGCUGUCCGACUUUGGCUUGAAUAAGUGUUGUUACGGCAUCACGACCUCCAUCGUUAUUUGGAUAAUGAGUUUCCUCGCGGCGGUUCCUGCCCUACUUUUCAGCGAAGUUCAAAAAGACGAUCACGAUCCCAGCGUUUUGCGCUGCGAAUACAGAGAUAAAACUUGGAAAAUAGUUGGGAUGUACAUACAAAACGUGUUCUUCGUGCUUGCCUUUUCAGUGAUUGCUUUCUGUUACAUUCGCAUUUUGGUAACAAUACUUCGCUCAAGAUCGCACUCAAGGUUCAGAACCGUGAAGCUAAUUUUCGUCAUCGUCGUGGUGUUUUUCGUGGGCUGGGCGCCGUACAAUGCCACGGUAUUUCUGAAAUCGCUGACCGAGCUGAGUGUGAAUGCGUUUACGGACUGCAGUGUCAGUACAGGGGUCGAUUACAGCUUUUCCGUUUGUCGUCUGAUCGCCUUCUCCCACUGCUGCCUCAACCCCGUGUUUUACGUUUUUGUUGGCGUGAAGUUCAGGAACCACUUGAAGAUGAUUCUGCACAGGGUUUUGCAGCGACAAUCCAGCAUCGAGCUGCAACCUCGUAGCAGCAGAUAUAACAUCCACUCCCACGGCUCUAUGUACUGAAAGCAGCAUGUGAUUCAUACUCUGUAGCCUACCAAUGCAAUGCUCUAACCUGCUGAUCAGAUUUGACGGCAGUGUGACUUUUUUUAAAACCAAAAAUUUGCCCAUUCUGGUAGCUGGGUGGGUGGUAUGUCAUGGAGACUACUCAAAAGUUACUCAAAACUCAAAAUUUAUUUCCAUUCAAAUAAGUAAAUGGAUGAGAAGUAAAGUUUUUGAUUAGGAGGUUUUUGACUUCAGCCCUGCUAAACCAUGAUGCCAUCACCUCCAGGUACCAUCGGUUUAAAAGAUGUGCCUGUGGAUACUUGCCCAGAGGUUUUUCUUUGUCUGUUUUCCUCACAUCCAUUUCAUCUUUCACCCAUAAAGUGCCAGUUGAAACAACUUGUCACCUCAUAAAUCAUGAGAUCACUUCACUUAGAAUGGUUCAGUUGGUUUUGAUUACUCUGGAGCCUCUUAUAGGACACAGUCAAAAAAAUAAACAGGCCAUCCCAUCAGUAUCUUCAGUUUAUUACCUUCUAGCGUCUUCAUUUUACUAAUCCUCAAUUUACAGUGAGUUUACCUCGCCCAGAAAUCCAGUUAAUGUAAGGGUAGGAAUUUCUAAACCGGGGGUAGUCUGAAGUUUGACAGAUUGGGGGUGCAAUUUAAUAGGCCAUGGAUAUGGAUUGAUAGAUUGAAGGUCCGGAUUAAAAAUCAAAUUUUACUUUUUGACCGUUUCCUCGAACAGGGUCCACACAAUCCUUGCACACCCAGAUCGACAGAUGUGAACGCUCAAACA